Sitodiplosis mosellana (orange wheat blossom midge) is the source of this 2525-nucleotide messenger RNA. RefSeq names its product protein adenylyltransferase Fic (gene Fic). Bases 508 to 1869 code for a protein of 453 amino acids. The transcript is spliced from 5 exons. Lineage: Eukaryota; Metazoa; Arthropoda; Insecta; Diptera; Cecidomyiidae. The record is from RefSeq and is a predicted model, not a curated record. Gene Ontology annotation, molecular function: protein binding.
GUCAGUGAAAUGUCAAACAAAUACUUGCGAACGAAUGUGGAACGAAGUGUUUAUUGUAGUAGAAUUCAUUCGAAAAAAGUAUACCGUAAUCACCUAAAUUCCUCUUUAUUGAUUUUGGUGACAAAUUCGUUUACAAUUUUUGCAUAUGUACAUGUGGUUCCAUUCAGCUGACGUAGAAUAACAGUGACAAAACAAUUGAGAUUCGGUUAAAACAAUUGCAAGUAAAAAUGUUCAAAAUCGACGGAACGUAUCACUUUAAAAUAUUGAAAUUAUCGCGAAAUAGCAACAGUUACUGCGUCAUCGUCGAUUCUUAGUUCUAGCUCGCCCAUUUCAUUUCUACCUGAUUGCAUUUGUGGAGCUAGAGGCGGAAAUAAUCUGUAUAAUUUUGCGCGCUGUUUUGUUUUCUUUCCUUCUACUCAAUUUCUACAUUGUGUUCGCUACAGCUCUAGCCAGCUUUAACAAUUUACUUUCAUCAAAUAUUCCAAAACGUCUGUCAGCUAAAUUAAAAUGCAACAAAUUUAUUUUUAUUCAAUAAUUUUUGUACUGGGCGUCGUAAGUUCCGUUACAAUUAUGUUGUUUUUCACACGCUAUUCGCCCAGCUCACGUAAAAUUCCCAAUUAUUUGUCCGAUGUGCACUAUCUCCAAGUGCGCGACGACUAUUCACUAUACUCGAUCACCUCGGAGCAGAUUAAAGAUGCGGCCAAUCAUAGAGGCAAAAAACGAAAUUCAGUUGAAGAUGAGAAUGAGGCGUUAAGUACAUUGAAAGUGGCGCUGGAACUUAGAUUACAAGGGAAAACGGAUAAAGCGUUGCGAUUGUAUCAACACGCCCUGGCUCUAGCACCAAAACAUCCUGAAGUGCUAAAUAAGUAUGGUGAAUACCUCGAGCACAGCCAUUCUGACGUCAUUUCUGCCGACAUGAUGUAUUUUCAGGCACUCAGCGCAAAUCCAAGCCAUAGCGAAGCGCUGGCUAAUCGAAUGCGCACAGCCACUAUCGUUGAAGAAUUGGAUCAAGAGCGUCUGAACAAAUUGGAUGCUAAGCGAGAUGCAUUAUCAAGCAUACACGAAUCAAAUGCUGCAUUGCGACGUGUGAAAAAAGAAGCCUACUUUCAGCAUAUUUAUCAUUCGGUCGGCAUUGAAGGUAACACCAUGUCAUUGGCCCAAACCAGAUCAGUGCUCGAAACCAGAAUGGCUGUGAAUGGUAAAUCCAUUGAUGAGCAUAAUGAAAUUUUGGGCUUAGACGCUGCACUUAAGUACAUAAAUGCAACGUUGGUUAAUCGAAUGAACUUUAUAUCAAUCGAUGACAUUUUGGAGAUACACAAACGAGUUUUGGGUCAUGUCGAUCCAAUUGAAGGCGGUGAGUUUCGUCGCACUCAAGUAUACGUUGGUGGUCACAUUCCACCAGGUCCAAAUGACUUGUCAAUACUGAUGCAGCAUUUUAUACAGUGGCUAAAUUCUGAGCAAGCCCUAUCGAUGCAUCCAGUCAAAUAUGCGGCAUUAGCCCACUACAAACUUGUUCAUAUUCAUCCAUUCACCGAUGGAAAUGGGCGCACAUCGCGUUUGCUUAUGAACACAAUUUUAAUGCGAUAUGGCUAUCCGCCGGUCAUCAUACCAAAGACGCAACGGCAUAAAUACUAUGAUUUUCUACAAGUGGCCAAUGAAGGUGAUAGUCGACCGUUUAUACGAUUUAUCGCCGAUUGUACGGAUAAAACGUUGGAUUUGUUUUUGUGGGCAACAAGCGAGCUAUCUCAUCAAGUUCCAUUGCUCUCCGAUCCAGAUGAGCACGGAUCCAGUACACUUUACGAUUACAUUUUGGAUAAUGAUAACGAAGAUUCAAGUGGUGAUAAUGCAUCGACCACCCGAGAAAACUGAAACGAAAUUUAUUUUUUAAAAAAUCAAUUUACCUAGUUUAAGAAGCGUGAGCAACGAACGUAACGCACAAAUUUUUUUUCCACACUGUUGAUCGGUGAAUAAAUAUAUCUUGCUCAUGACAUUUUAGUAAAAGUCUGUGAUUUAAAAACCCGUGAUGGUACAAAACUAAUGAAAAUGAAACGCGUUUCGGCAAUUUUAUUAGUUUAUGCUUUUAUUUUAGCAUUGACUUUUCUACAUCGAUGAAAUUGUUACAAUUAGCUGAACAUGAAUCAAGAGUUUUAGUUUGUUUUUUUUUUUAAAUGAAUUUCACAUAAGAUCAAAACCAAGCAUUUCCUCUCUAUCCAAAUGAAAAAUCAAAACCGAAAUAUUAGAAUAAUACAUCCAGCCAAACACUUGUAUAAAAUAUGCUUGCCUUAACAAUAACUCGAAUUUUUUUCGCUAUAUUUUUCUUUCUCAAUGUAGUAUAAGAAUUUUGUAAGUUCAUGAAAUAAUUUUUAAAUUAUUUGUAGCAAAGAAAAUUAUUUAAUAACUAAACAAACCAUUGAUUUUUUCUUUCAUUGCCAUUGUUAUCAAUUUCGAACACGUGUAAUUUAUUGAAUUGAAUGGAUGAAAAAAUAAAAUAAAUUAAUUCAAUAACAAAUCAAUCAAUCAAUAAA